Molecule: messenger RNA, 2178 nt
Organism: Bipolaris victoriae FI3
Lineage: Eukaryota; Fungi; Ascomycota; Dothideomycetes; Pleosporales; Pleosporaceae
Exons: 8
Coding region: 1-2178 (725 amino acids)
Biological process (GO): arachidonate metabolic process
Cellular component (GO): membrane
Molecular function (GO): ADP binding
Source: RefSeq, a predicted model, not a curated record
AUGGCGCCGUUGAGGCUUCUCGCCCUAGGAAAGCACCUUUCAUAUGGAGGUGGGGUGCGCGGCCUCCAUCCGCCGAAGCCUUGCGAUGUUUUCGAUAUGAUCGUGGGAACAAGCACCGGUGGUCUUAUUGCUAUAAUGCUUGGGCGGCUCGAGAUGGAUGUGGAAGCAGCAAUAGACGCAUACAAACGGCUCUCGAAGCGUGUAUUCACUCCAAGAAAACGAACAUGUAUCGGAGGCACAAUUGUCCACAAGAUGCUGGGAUCAGAGACUUUUGACCAUAAGGUUUUGGAGAAAGUCAUUAAGGAGAUUGUCUCAGCACGUCUGGGCUCGGAUACGGACGGUGGAAGUGUGAAGUUUUUCGUAUGUGCCACAAUGGUCAACGGUGGCAUACAGCGCUUACGGAGCUAUCCAUCUACGGCUGAGGAACCAUUUGACUGUACAAUCUGGGAGGCUGCCAGAGCUACCUCUGCUGCCCCAACUUUCUUUGCGCCAAUUAAAUUUCCGAAUGGGAUGGAUUUCCGCGAUGGUGGGCUUGGUGCGAACAAUCCAAUAUUUGAGCUCAUCAACGAAGUCCGGAAGGAAUACCCCACCAGAGACAUAUCUAUAAUUGUGAGCUUAGGAACAGCAUGCUCCGAAAUAGCAACGAAUACGGAGGAAACGGCAGAGUCUUUUGCAGCGCAGUAUUACCAUCAACAGGGUAUAUAUCGCCAUAAAUACUUCCGUUUCAAUCCGACCAAUGGUCUCCAGGGAGUAGGUUUGGAUGAGUGGAAAAAAGAGGAUGAUAUGAUGGCAAACACACUCACAUACCUCAGAACGACGGCUCAGGAAGAUAUUAACUUCGCACCCAGAGAAGAAAUGUUGAGUAUUGAAAGUGCUCUUGGAUCCACAUUCUCGGAUUCACUCAGACCUAAAAUCAUAUCCAUUGUGGGAUUUGGCGGUUCCGGAAAGACACAGUUGAUGCUGCAGUACGCCUGGACGCAUCGAGACACAUAUGGAGUUGUCCUUUGGAUUGAUGCACAGUCAUUGGACUUCCUGAAUGACACGUUCUCUCUUGCUGCAGAGCAGCUCGGUCUUGUCCUACCUCGUACUUGGGUAUCAAACUCCAGGACUACAACUACUGUUGCCCCAUUCAUACCAAAGCUUCAAAGGAAUGUUGAUGCAAUUCAGAAGGAGUUGAGGAGAAGGAACCAGAAAUGGCUCAUUCUGAUAGAUCGUGCUGAUGAGAUCCACAUGAUUGAUCAAUUGCCAAAGUAUUUCCCUUCUGCUCCAGGUGGAUAUAUAAUUGUUUCUUCCAGACGACAAGAGGCAGAGAGACUUGGUGGCCAUGCAAUAAAACUGAAAGGUCUUCCCUUGGAUAGCGCUCAGCAGCUUCUGAUCCACCAUGUUUUCGGCACAUCCACAGACUUGGACCAGGGAGAGCAGUUUGAACAAGCAAAACAGGUGGUGGAGACAUUAGAUUGCAUUCCUCUGGCGAUUGACCUCGCUGGCACAUACAUCAAGAAUAAACUUGGGGGUCGAAUAGAUACCUAUGUAAAGCUGUACGAAUGUCAAAAGUACGAGUUGGUCGAACAUGCUCUUGGGCGAAACCAUCCAAUCGCUCAAGACUAUUCCGCCUCUGUCCUCGCGACUUGGAGGGUUUCAAUCAACGCGAUCGCCAAAGAAUAUCCUGGGGCAGCAAAGUUCCUUUACCUUCUGUGCUUCCUCGAUCCUUCAAACUUGAGAAAAGAUCUGUUCAAGAGGGCUUGUUCUCCCAAGCUCUAUUUGAAUCGCGAAGGCUCAAUCGAUGUACUUUAUCCAUGGAUGAAUCGCGUCCCUGACUGGCUCCUGAGGCUCUUCUGUGGCCCAAAUGGCCACUGGAAUGACUUGCAAUUUUUCGAUACUAUUGGGAUCAUAUCAGCUUUGUUCUUCAUCGAGUGCAAAGAUCUCAUUGGUACUUGGGUUCACUCUUCUGGGGAAGUGGAGGGCACAACUUUAACAUCGGACGGAAGCUCCGUUACCUUACUCGAAUUACCGCAACCGCUUCACCACUUGGGAAGAUGCUUUCACGACGAUAAAUCAAGAGAAGAAUUCAUCCAUGACGCAUUCUCUGUGGCGAUUCACAGCUUUCAGAACGAUAUCGAGCGUGACGGAAAUUAUUCAAACAUCGGGCGGACGCCUAUGAUGUAUAUUGGAUUUUGA